This is a messenger RNA of Zingiber officinale, 522 nucleotides long. Its product is annotated as protein SENESCENCE-ASSOCIATED GENE 21, mitochondrial-like. Lineage: Eukaryota; Viridiplantae; Streptophyta; Magnoliopsida; Zingiberales; Zingiberaceae. Gene Ontology annotation, biological process: response to stress. The transcript has 2 exons. The record is from RefSeq and is a predicted model, not a curated record. The coding region runs from base 123 to 395 and encodes 90 amino acids. Gene Ontology annotation, cellular component: mitochondrion.
CCUCUCUUUCUCACUAAUCCCUAACUAAAGCAGCAGCAGAGGCCAGAGAGAGCGAGAGGAGAGAAGAAGGAGAGGAAGGAAAUCAGAAAACAUUUCCUUUCUUCAGACCCAUCGAUUUAGCAAUGAGUCGCUCUGUUUCCGUCCUCUCCAGAGGAAUCACCCUCUUUCUUAACAGAAGGGCAUACUCUGCUGCAGCUUUAGAGAAGAGGACGACGGUGCUCGUGAAAUCCUCCACCGCCACUUCUUCUUCUUCUUCUGUUGCUUCUUCCACUUCUUCCUCUUCAUCGAAUUCUUGGGUGCCGGAUCCGGAGACUGGAUAUUACAGGCCCAGUGAUAUAGGCAGGCAGGUGGACGCGGCGGAGCUCCGAGCGAUGCUUCUCUCCAAGAGAGAAUAAACUACCUUUGAAAACGCGAAGUUCUUCAAUUUGGUGCCGGUUGUCCCCGGAUAUAUUUUAAUAUUACAAUUGGCUUCUAGGAAAUGGAUGGAUGAAUCGUCAUAUAUUAUAGUUUUUGAAUUUUACA